AUGCAUCCAGAGAAGGGCAAGGAGCAAUACAGGGAGUGCAUGCGGAACCAUGCGGCGACACUCGGCACCUACGCCGUGGACGGCUGCGGCGAGUACACCCCCGACCCUUCCAGCCCCAGAGGCCUGCAGUGUGCUGCCUGCGGUUGCCAUCGGAGCUUCCACCGCAAGUACGUAGCGGUCGGUGAAACGGGCGGUGGUGGGGCAGGCGGCGACAGCUUCAUGGUGGGGUUCUCGCCGCCGUCGGCCUCCGAUGAGAGGAACGACGGCAAGAAGAGGACGCGGACCAAGUUCUCGUCGGAGCAGAAGGAGCAGAUGCUGCAGUUCGCAGAGAAGAUUGGUUGGAAGGUGCAGCGGAAGGACGGCGGACAAGACGAGAUCGCGAGCUUCUGUCGGGAGAUUGGCAUUACCAGACAGAUGUUCAAGGUGUGGAUACAUAACCACAAAGGCUCCUCGACGUCUUCCUCCACGACCACGGGCACCAACACCACCGCCACCGAUUAA
Spirodela intermedia is the source of this 501-nucleotide messenger RNA. NCBI's taxonomy places the organism in Eukaryota, Viridiplantae, Streptophyta, Magnoliopsida, Alismatales, Araceae. The record is from the annotation of a GenBank genome assembly.